GCAUCACCAGCCGCUGCUACCAUCUCCCGCUCACGUAAUACUCCCGUGAACGAGCUGACUUCUUCUCCUGGAAAUGAAAUCUUAAAAUCUGUGCCAUAUCACAUCGGAUGUAAACCCAGCAGCCAGUCAAGGAAAAGUAAAAAAAAAAAAAAAAGGGCGUCAAAAACUACAACACUGGCAACAGUUUGUUACCUUUGACUUCAUUAAAGAUUGUGUUGUGCUGUGGAGGUUUUCGCGGCCCCGGCCCGAGCUGCCAUGCCAUUUGGUUGUUUAACACUCGGGGAGAAGAAGGAUUACAACAGUCCUGCAGAAGUCACCGACAAAUAUGACCUCGGACAAGUUGUCAAGUCGGAGGAGUUCUGUGAGAUUUUCCGGGCGAAGGAUAGAACCACCUUGAAAAUGUACACCUGUAAAAAGUUUCACAAAAAGGACGGAAGGAAAGUGCGGAAAGCUGCCAAGAACGAGAUAAUGAUCCUCAAGAUGGUAAAACAUCACAACAUCCUGCAGCUGGUUGACGCUUUCGAAACCAAGAAAGAAUACUUCAUCUUUCUGGAACUCGCUACAGGCAGAGAGGUCUUUGACUGGAUCCUGGAUCAAGGGUACUAUUCGGAGAGAGACACCAGCAACGUUAUGAGGCAGGUGUUGGAAGCCGUUGCCUACCUGCACUCCCUUAAAAUUGUCCACAGAAAUCUCAAGCUGGAGAAUUUGGUGUACUAUAACCGACUGAAGCACUCCAAAAUCGUAAUCAGUGACUUCCAGUUGGCCAAACUGGAGAACGGACUGAUCAGGGACCCAUGUGGUACCCCAGAAUAUCUUGCCCCUGAAAUGGUGGGGAGACAGAGAUAUGGGCGGCCUGUGGACUGCUGGGCAAUAGGAGUGAUCAUGUAUAUACUUUUGUCUGGAAAUCCUCCAUUUUAUGACGAUGGUGAUGAAGAUGAAGACAGCCGUGAUAAAAAUCUCUUUAUUAAGAUUUUGUCAGGAGACUAUGAAUUUGACUCUCCGUAUUGGGAUGACAUUUCUGAUUCUGCCAAGUCUUUGGUGGCAUCACUGAUGGAGGUGGAUCAGGACCAGCGGCUCACAGCACAGGAAGCCAUCAGCCAUGAAUGGAUUUCUGGAAAUGCAGCAUCUGACAAAAACAUCAAGGAUGGAGUUUGUGCACAGAUUGAGAAGAACUUUGCCAAAGCAAAGUGGAAGAAAGCCGUGCGAGUGACCACACUGAUGAAGAGACUCCGUGCGUCAGAGGGUGAUUCUGGAGCUAGUCCCGGGGCAGUCUCUGACCCCAACGCGCCCACCCCGCUCACUGGGGCUGGAGCAGGAGGUCUGAGCAUGGCCGCCAGCAUCAAGGCAGCACUCAGUGAAAAAUCCAGCGACACACAGACUGCCUCAGUGAUACAAGAUGAACAACAACCCCAAACACGGUGCAACGGUGACGCUGUCCAUGUGCAGCAGAAACAAGCAGAGUAGGUUAAAACACAGGAGAAGAAGUCGUACAACCAUUACCAGUCAAACCCACACGGAGAGUCUAGCCAGGGAUUCCUUUGGCUUGAAACCGCCAUAUUUGAGACCGCCAUAUUUGUUAUCCUGAGCUGAAUUUUUCAACAGCAUCAUGCGUUCUGUCAUAUUGCCUCUUGUGUUGGUUGAACUAAUAGUGUGUCAUUUGUUCAUUUGUGUAAAAUUCCCUUUAAAGCUUUUUAAACGUAGCCCUUAGCUGUUUUCCUUUACCCGUCAUUAAAGCUAACAUGUACUUUAGUAACACCCACUGACUAACUGUAUAUAAUGUAGAGGUGUUUGUAUGCUCAACAUGUUUAUAGAUGUCAGCUUCACAAGUUACAACCAUUUUUUGUUUCAUAAAAGGAAUAACUAGUAGGCCUAUAAAAAUCUAUUUUGAUUGGUUCAAAUGAUUUGCUUAAAAUAGAACAUUUAGGUCAAUAUUCCAUAGUUAUUAUAUCACUAAUAACUCAAAUAUUACAUUACUAACAACCAUAGGGACCCUACAGUUAAUAAUCCACUGCAGCAGAAGGUAACAGACACAAGCUAGUUAUGUACGUAAGUUUAUUUGUUUUUUCUUUCUUUUUAGUUGAAGUGCCUUAAUAUUUGUUGCAGUAGGCUGAUGUACAGGAACAUUUCAGAGACAGCUGUAGAGUUUCACUGGUGUCUCUGAAAUGUUUGAGAGAACUUUCCUUUGCUUUCUGUUCCGUCUUGUGCAGCUUUAUUGUUUUUUGUGUUUUUGUCUAAUUUGAUACAGUCACAUGUAGAACAGGCCUAAUAGUUAAAAUGUUAAUUUGUAAUGUGGUGUUAGAUGUUAUUGUGUUGUCACUUGUAAUUAAAAAAGUCCAAGUGGUGUAGCUAUGUUUAUUUUCACUGUCAUGUAUAUUAUGAAGGCCUACUGUUUAGCUACAUUUAGCUACUGAACUGGUUGCUCCAAUGCUUGUGACUGAAUAAAAUGAGCAAUACAAUCU
This is a messenger RNA of Periophthalmus magnuspinnatus, 2459 nucleotides long. RefSeq names its product caM kinase-like vesicle-associated protein. NCBI's taxonomy places the organism in Eukaryota, Metazoa, Chordata, Actinopteri, Gobiiformes, Gobiidae. Gene Ontology annotation, biological process: peptidyl-serine phosphorylation. Bases 256 to 1464 code for a protein of 402 amino acids. Gene Ontology annotation, cellular component: intracellular anatomical structure. The transcript has 11 exons. Gene Ontology annotation, molecular function: calmodulin binding; calcium/calmodulin-dependent protein kinase activity; ATP binding. The record is from RefSeq and is a predicted model, not a curated record.